Molecule: messenger RNA, 580 nt
Organism: Misgurnus anguillicaudatus (oriental weatherfish)
Lineage: Eukaryota; Metazoa; Chordata; Actinopteri; Cypriniformes; Cobitidae
Source: RefSeq, a predicted model, not a curated record
UUGACGUCGCGUAGUACCCGGAUGCGCCAUAUAAAUACUCGAGCAGGCCGCUCAUCCUUCCUUUCCUGAAGAGCGUAGAGAGUGCGCGCUUCCUGACUCACCGCUGUUCGCGUUUUAGCCGUUGCUACGAAUAAGUCGGUCAGGAAACAUAACUAUGGCAUUUAAAGACACUGGUAAAGCACCUGUUGAGGCAGAGGUCGCCAUCCACCGUAUCCGCAUCACCCUGACCAGCCGCAAUGUUAAGUCUCUGGAGAAAGUGUGCGCUGAUUUGAUCCGUGGCGCCAAGGAGAAGAGCCUGAAGGUGAAGGGACCCGUGCGGAUGCCCACUAAGACUCUGCGCAUCACAACCCGUAAGACACCUUGCGGUGAAGGUUCCAAGACCUGGGACAGAUUUCAGAUGCGGAUUCACAAGCGUCUGAUUGAUCUGCACAGCCCAUCUGAGAUCGUCAAGCAGAUCACCAGCAUCAGCAUCGAGCCAGGUGUAGAGGUUGAGGUCACCAUUGCAGAUGCCUAAACUGUGUCUGACACGUUCAGCUACUGUGUAAUUGCCGUGUGCGCAAUAAACAUGGAGAUUUUUGGA